Messenger RNA from Lemur catta (Ring-tailed lemur), 1337 nucleotides. It is a transcript of the gene TMEM144, whose product is annotated as transmembrane protein 144. Gene Ontology annotation, cellular component: membrane. The coding region runs from base 92 to 1129 and encodes 345 amino acids. Gene Ontology annotation, biological process: carbohydrate transmembrane transport. Gene Ontology annotation, molecular function: carbohydrate transmembrane transporter activity. The transcript has 12 exons. The record is from RefSeq and is a predicted model, not a curated record. NCBI's taxonomy places the organism in Eukaryota, Metazoa, Chordata, Mammalia, Primates, Lemuridae.
GUGCAGGGGGCGUCUCAAGAGUGUUCAAAAGUUCUUGAAAAGUACAUCAAGUCUAAAGCAACCCAACUCACUCUCCGGCAGUGCUGGAACCAUGAGCGAUAAUGAAACAGACCUAACCAUUGGUUACAUCUCCUCUUUCUUAGCUAUCCUUUUGUUUGGCUCAAACUUUGUGCCACUUAAAAAAUACGACACUGGCGAUGGAAUGUUUCUCCAGUGGGUACUUUGUGCUGCCAUAUGGUUGGUUGCCUUGGUGGUCAAUAUGAUAUUACAUUGUCCUAAGUUUUGGCCUUUUGCAAUGCUUGGGGGCUGCAUUUGGGCAACAGGGAACAUUGCUGUCGUCCCAAUUAUCAAAACCAUUGGUUUGGGCCUUGGAAUCUUAAUCUGGGGAUCAUUUAACGCCUUAACUGGCUGGGCGAGCUCAAGGUUUGGCUGGUUUGGACUGGAUGCAGAAGAAGUACCAAAACCGCUGCUAAAUUACAUUGGAGCUGGGCUAUCGGUAGUAAGUGCUUUCAUAUUUCUGUUCAUCAAAAGUGAACUACCGAAUAACCCGUGUUCCGUGGAUACUACACCAUUAAUGACAGAGCAUGUGAUCAACGAAUCUCAAGAUCCCUGUUCCUGGGUGGAUAAACUUUCUAGAGUACACUACCGCAUAGUGGGCUGCAGUCUUGCCGUGAUAUCUGGAGUUCUCUAUGGAUCUACAUUUGUGCCAAUCAUUUAUAUCAAGGACCACAGCAAAAGAAAUGACAGUAUGUAUGCAGGGGCAAGCCAGUAUGAUUUAGACUAUGUUUUUGCACACUUCAGUGGCAUCUUUCUUACAAGUACAGUCUACUUUCUGGCCUACUGUAUAGCCAUGAAAAAUAGUCCUAAACUCUAUCCUGAGGCAGUCUUACCAGGAUUCCUGUCUGGAGUACUUUGGGCAAUAGCUACCUGCUGUUGGUUCAUAGCUAAUCACUCUCUAAGUGCUGUGGUCAGUUUUCCGAUAAUCACUGCUGGUCCAGGAUUAAUAGCUGCAAUGUGGGGUGUCUUCAUGUUUAAGGAAAUACAGGGUCUACAAAACUACCUAUUAAUGGUCCUUGCAUUUUGCAUCAUCUUGACUGGAGCACUAUGCACUGCUUUUUCCAAAAUCUAAGCAUCACCAGACCAGCAGAUGGCAGCAGUGAUCAAGAGAAUACCUCUAUGGGACUCCAGAGCGACUGUGCUGAGAACGGAGUUCAUUUUCAUGACAGCACAUGGAUUUCAACCACUCUUGGAGUGGGCAAAUGAUUUUUUUCCCCCACAAAUGUGAAAAUGAAGAAAAACUGAGUUUCAGUCAAGAUAAAAAUGAAAAUUUCUGGUGA